CUGCUCUAUCAAAGUGCCCAAUCCCAGAAUACCAGCCAGCCGCAUUGGGUAAUGCACGCCAUAUCUCUAUUUCGCCGCGGCAGUCCCAUCCCAGACUAUGUUUAAAAUAUCGGCAAUUCGGCGUGCAGAGUCGCGGAUACUGACAGUUCCCCUUGACGCUAUCGACAUGCGCGCCGACCGCUUCCUUCUCAAGCACAUAUCGGCGCCCUCGCCACUGCUGUACAAACUCAUGCGUAAAAAGACCGUAGCCGAGGUGCACCCCGAUGGGACAAUCCAGCGUCUGACUGGCUCUGACCGCGUGUUCCCAGGCAUGCGCAUCCGCAUCCCAAAACUGCCAGUGCUGUUUGAGAACAAGGCAAUGGCAGUAUUUCUAAAGCCCUCCGGGAUUGCAUGUCAGGGAGGCAGCAAAAUUGGGAAAGGGGAUUCAAUUGACGCUAUGCUGGGGGCGGUGGACAGUAGCGAGGAGUCAGGGUACAAGCUGGUGCAUCGGCUGGACCUGCCGACGUCAGGCGCGCUGGCUGUGGCACGUGGACGACUAGCGGCGAUGUAUGUCGCUGUUCUGCAAGGGAUCCCAGCCAUGUCCAAGGGCGUCAUCGAUCACCCGCUGGUGGAAAGGAACGUGGACGUGGUGCCCGCCAGCGACGAGAACAGAGAUAGGGCAAAGGAGGCGAUCACAAAGUUCCGGGUGCUCAAGACAGGCAAGCACGACGGAACAACCGUGUCCAUCGUCGAGUUUGACAUUCUGACUGGGCGCAAGCACCAGAUCCGCGUGCACUGCUCUGGUGUGCUUGGAUGCCCUGUACUGGGCGACUCGAAAUACACGCCCAAGGGCAUGGUGAAAUCAGCGCAGAUGCAUUUGCAUCUGUUCAAGCUUGCCAUUCCGAAUCUGGGCUCCUCCAAACCGGAGAUGGUCACUUGUUCCACUCAUUAG
Messenger RNA from Linderina pennispora, 931 nucleotides. Its product is annotated as pseudouridine synthase. The record is from RefSeq and is a predicted model, not a curated record. Bases 98 to 931 code for a protein of 277 amino acids. Gene Ontology annotation, molecular function: pseudouridine synthase activity; RNA binding. The transcript has 4 exons. Gene Ontology annotation, biological process: pseudouridine synthesis. Lineage: Eukaryota; Fungi; Kickxellomycota; Kickxellomycetes; Kickxellales; Kickxellaceae.